GGGCGCAAGAUAACAGCAAGCGCAGAAGACAUCUGACCCAGACACACAAGCGUAAGAUGUCCGUUGUUGAAAUCCCCGACGAAGGAGGAGAUGUUGUUACUGCUGUUGACUACAACGGCGUCAUCUUUCCCAACUUCGACCCCGACGUCAUCCGCAACAUCAGUUCCAUAGACAUCCGUGAUGGCGACAUCAUCCUCUGUGCCUACCCAAAGUCAGGUAGCCACUGGAUGUGGGAGGUCACUCGACUUGUACUGGCCGGUAGACUGGACGCUGAGGACAGAGACAAAAUGCUCACAAUGUUGGAGAGGUCGCCGGAGUCCGGGUACAUCGACCUCCCAUCUCCUCGACUCCUGAACACUCACGUGGGAAUCAAACAUUUACCUCCUGGUCUCUUCAACAAGAAGGUCAAGGUCGUCUAUAUAUUGAGGAACCCGAAGGACGCCGCAGUUUCGUAUUAUAAUUUCAAUAAGUCAGCGCGAGUGCCUUACAAAGGAGAUUGGGUGAAUUACCUCCGUCCAUUUGCUGAGGGCAAAUUCCAGUACGGGUCGUGGUUCGAUUCUGUCCGGGAAUGGGAGGAGGUGAAAAGGACGCACCCAGAACUUCAGAUACACACGCUGUUCUAUGAAGACGUCAAGGAGAAUCCACUGCGGGAGGCGAAAAGGCUGGCUGCGUUCCUUGACGUGGAGAGGAGCGAGGACUACCUGGAACAGGUGUGCCGCACGUGCAGCUUUGGCAACAUGAAGGCUAACGCUGCAUCCGAACGUGCUGCCAAAGCCUACAGGAAAGGUGAAGUUGGCGACUGGAAGAACUGGUUCACUGUGGCACAGAACGAGUGGUUUGAUCAGCUGUACCAGGAGAAGAUGGUCGACUGCAAGCUGCACUUCCGUUAUUCGCUGGACACAUCCGAAUGAGCACAAGCACAUUUACCACCAUUCGUAACUACUCGCCUCUUUCCGUGAACUGUAUAGUACGCCAUUAUUGUCAAGAAUCGUGGCAAACCAAUCAAAUCGCGCUUAGUCAAAUGUGAAAUGAGUCAAAUGGUUUCUUUGCGAUUAUCGAUUUUCAUUAUUAUAAAAUCAUCUUGCUACUGGUAUUUGUUACCGACAUAAGAAAGUUACUUAAAAUGCCUUUCGUGUUGUAUUAUAAAUGAAUUGGCGUUUGCUAAGAGUAGCCAUGUUUGGAAAUUCAGAGUUAUCUUUCCUUGGAAAUAGUCCUAGUCCUUUUUUAUCUCCGUACCCGUUUGGGCUUAGACAAGGCCCAGUCGUGAACAUGGCCACGAAAGGGGUAUGAGUCGCUAUCCGGCUUGCCAGAAUGACACGAGUAGUUACGAAUGAUUUGCCACGUAUGAAAUAUGUUCAGAGACUGAGUGAGUUGAACGGUUACCGAGGUAUGAGGCCUUGGGCUCGAUAUACAGACAUGUUUAUGAGUACGCGUUCACAAACAUUUUCAGGUUAUUUUCUCAUUUUAUAAACAUUAUACAUACAUAAACCACUGUUCUGGA
This is a messenger RNA of Haliotis rubra (blacklip abalone), 1501 nucleotides long. RefSeq names its product sulfotransferase 1A1-like. Gene Ontology annotation, molecular function: sulfotransferase activity. The record is from RefSeq and is a predicted model, not a curated record. Lineage: Eukaryota; Metazoa; Mollusca; Gastropoda; Lepetellida; Haliotidae. Gene Ontology annotation, cellular component: cytoplasm. Bases 57 to 911 code for a protein of 284 amino acids. The transcript has 6 exons. Gene Ontology annotation, biological process: sulfation.